Engraulis encrasicolus (European anchovy) is the source of this 1938-nucleotide messenger RNA. RefSeq names its product AFG2 interacting ribosome maturation factor (gene airim). The transcript has 4 exons. The record is from RefSeq and is a predicted model, not a curated record. Gene Ontology annotation, cellular component: cytoplasm; nucleus. Lineage: Eukaryota; Metazoa; Chordata; Actinopteri; Clupeiformes; Engraulidae. Bases 287 to 892 code for a protein of 201 amino acids.
CUAAGCAUGUGUUGUGAUUGUAGCCCUGGCUUUCUGCGUACGAGAUAAAUGUCAGAUUUCAAAUAUAACGCCUUAAUAUGAACUGUCUCAAUGUUUUCUGAAAUACUAGUGGUCUUUGUAAUAUCCAAAUAACGUCCGAAGAAUGGAUAAUUUUAUAUACAGCUGUGGACAGCCAGCCUGCUUUGAACGUGAUUAUCUUGGACUACAAAUAAUUUACUGACAAAGUUUUGUGCUUCACUGUAGUUCAACUAUUUUUAUUUGAUGCAAAUUCGUCUCUAGAUUGGGAAUGGCUCAAACUGUUAUGUCGUCAUGCCAUCAGCAUCUGAAGAAAUGUUUUCAGACCCUGGAUAUGACUAACAAAGCUUGGGACUUGGUGCUGGCUGAAUGCAGACCUCUGGUCAGUUCUCUUGGGAACCUUGGAGAGCAGCUACGGGCUCUGGACAAUGUACGGCUCGAUGUCACUCCACUGCAUCGCUUUCCUGAUUUUAAGGAACGCUUGCGCUUCAAACUUUUACUGGCUGUAGAUGUGGUAUUGGGCAAGCUGACAGAUAAAGUAGAUGAGUUUCAAAAGUUGCUGAAAACGUUGGGCAUCCAGGUGUCUGCAGCGUUCCAGUUUUACGAGCAGAACACUGAUACCCUGGACCUGGGCACCUGCACGUUGAGAACGGCCACAUCUCCGUCCAUAGCGGACAUGCUGGAGUGGAUACAGGACGCACACGCCUACUACCGCUCACAAUUCCAGAGGCGAAAACAUCUGUUGCAAGUACUGAAACCUGACGAUCUUGCAGCGAUGGAAGAGGUUUCUAAAAGAUGGGAGUCCUUUUACUCUCCUGAGGGAGAGGAGCGUAUUGAAGAUACGCUGUCCAGAGUCAGCCUUUUUAUUGACUCGUAGCAACUGACACCCUGAAGAUGUGGAGGAACAAGGAGGUGUAAGGAUACCUAUCACUUCCACUCUCCAGCGUACACCACGAGCAGACAGACACACACUUCCCUGCUUCUUGGAAUAAGAAAGAAAAAAUAAAAGACUGCGUAUGUGCUUUUCUAGUCAGACAGAGGCAAGGCAUCCAAAGGCAAGCAUCCAAGACCAAGCAUCAGUAUUGGUCAACAGCUUCUAAGGCUGGAGGGUGGAGGAGAGGCUGUGUGCACAGUGGAUACCAAACUGAACCCAGUCAGGGCUGUCUGACAUCGACUCGAGAAGUGCAAGCAAGCCUCGUGUUGUGUGAGACUGUGAUAAGUUACUGAAGAACAGUUUACUUUUGGCCCUAUCUAUCGUGGCUCUAACGGUAGGGCACUGACUGGGCUGCUAUGCCCGCGACCCGGGUUCAAUUCCGGACAGGGUCAUUUGCCAAACCUUCCCCAUCUCUCUCACAUCACUCAUCACUCGUUUCCUGUCUCUCCUCUACUGUACUAUCAUAAAUAAAGUCAAAAAGACCAAAAAAAGAACAGUUUGCUGUUGAGGAAUGGGGUGAACAAUGUAGGAUCAGUGGAGCGGUACACUAUGAUCAUGAUAAUGAGGUUGAUCAUCCUGGUUUAGUUAACCCUAGGGAUGUAAAUAAAAAUCGAAAUGUAUCGAUGUAUCGGCCGGCGAUUUAAUCGAAUCGCAUCGUAUCGUGGGGCAUUCUUAAGAAUCGAAAAGAAUUGAAUCGCUGGCCCCUGUUCAAUGCCCUAGCUCCAUAACACAAUAGUAGUGGAAAAGUAAUUGGAAAAAAUGGAAUCGAACCGAAUCGCAUCGUAUCGUGGGGAAUUCUUAAGUAUCGAAAAAAAACGAAUCCCUGAUUUAAGAAAUUGAUACCAUAUCGUAUCGUCAUGAAGGCUGUGAUUUACACCCUUAGUUAACCCAGAGGUAGGUGUAAAGUAGCCAGGCCGUGCCCUCCUAGUGACGCUACACCUUCAGCGUUGCUUCUAGUCAGGCCAAGAGCAAUACAAAUAUCGUUUCUG